Messenger RNA from Odobenus rosmarus divergens (Pacific walrus), 1704 nucleotides. It is a transcript of the gene SRP9, whose product is annotated as signal recognition particle 9kDa. The record is from RefSeq and is a predicted model, not a curated record. NCBI's taxonomy places the organism in Eukaryota, Metazoa, Chordata, Mammalia, Carnivora, Odobenidae. The coding region runs from base 171 to 431 and encodes 86 amino acids. Gene Ontology annotation, cellular component: signal recognition particle, endoplasmic reticulum targeting. The transcript has 3 exons. Gene Ontology annotation, biological process: negative regulation of translational elongation; SRP-dependent cotranslational protein targeting to membrane. Gene Ontology annotation, molecular function: 7S RNA binding.
GGGCCGGGCCGUCCAAUGGGACGAGGCGUUGGUGCGAGGAGGCGCCGCCAUCUUCGGGCCGCUGGGCCCCCGCACCGGUCUCCGGCAGCCAGAGGUAGGUGGUAGGUGGGCCGGGUCUCGCCGCCUGCGGUCCCCGGCCUCGCCCGCUCGCGCUCCGCUGCGGACCCACGAUGCCGCAGUACCAGACGUGGGAGGAGUUCAGUCGCGCGGCCGAGAAACUCUACCUCGCCGACCCUAUGAAGGCCCGUGUGGUUCUCAAAUAUAGGCAUUCUGAUGGGAGUUUGUGUAUUAAAGUAACAGAUGAUUUAGUUUGUUUGGUGUAUAGAACAGACCAAGCCCAAGACGUAAAGAAGAUUGAGAAAUUCCACAGUCAACUAAUGCGACUUAUGGUAGCCAAGGAAUCCCGCAGUGUUGCCAUGGAAACGGACUAAAUGGUUUGAAUUGAAGAUCUGUCCUGUUCUUAGGAAGUAAAUCUCUUUUGAAUCUGAAAAAGUGUUGGGAAAGAAAAUAGUUUAUGUAACUAAGUGGGCUCUUCAGAAGUGGGGAGAUCAUUUUUUGUACUUUGUGUUUUAAUAUUUACUUUAAAGAGCUAGGAAUGUAAAUGCUUUCAGGUAGAAAACCUUUAUUUAUUUUUGAAAAUUGAACAAAUGCAUCUAUGUUGGGAAACCUUUUGCAGGUUGAUAUGGGGCAAAAUAAUUAUUCUAUGGUAAGUUUGUAUCAGUAAUUGGAAAAAGGCAAUUCUUCCUUAAAUUUAGUUAAUCUGUCUUUAAAAGAAAAUUAGAUGUAACCAUUUUACCAGAUUGAUAUUUUUUUUUUGGAGCAUAAAAUUUGUGCUGUUGCUGACCAACAAACUUAAAAUAUGGUAACUGGAAUUGCCUGUGCACAGCAGUGUGCUUGACUAUGUAUAAUAUAGUAAUGUAGUCUCAGUUAUUUCUAAAAGUAAUCAUGGAAACAAGUAUGCUUUACUUUAAAACUUUCCAAAUUUAAACUGUUUUUGAAUGUAAGGGAUUUGUAGUAUCAUUAGCUUGUUGAGCAGAGACUUGCUUUGAAUCUCGUUUUCAGUGCUCAAACCAGCUGCGGUUACUUUAAGUGCAUGAACAGAAUGAUCACUAGUGGCCUGAGGCCACCAUAUUACACAGGUAUUUGCCACAGAUUUCCCCUCUGUCUUUUCUCAGGAGGGCUAAAGAUUAUUCAGACUGUUAAAUCUGAAUUCACAUAUGUCUGUGCCACCCCUGCCCGUUUCUCUCUGUAUUUAACCAAGGUGUUAAGCGUGACUGUCACAACUGUUAUGUUUUCCAUUAGGCCAGAGGGAUAUCAUUUGAUAUUUACCAUAUUAUUGUAACCUGAAUUUUACCACCUAAAUGUAAUGUUCACAUGUUGCUACCUACAUUAAAAUAUUUUUUGGUUAGGAAUUUGUUCUGUUGAGCAACAUUUUCACAUGGAAAAUUCCAUUAGCCAUAUGAAUUUUUGCAUGUUUUGGAGAAGUCAGUAAGUAAAAUAUUAUAUGAAUAUAUAUUGUUUCUCUUGAAGUUUUUAACUUCUCAAGAAUUACUGAUUUCUUGACUGGGAUAUACUGUAUUCAUUUAGUGUAAAAUGAGCCUGAUGUUACUGUAAGUAAAUUUUGAUUGUUGUUUUGUUUGUUGGUACUUUUUGCUACACAACUUUCUCUGAAGAUGUAUGUUGAUGGCAAGGUGGUUUUCUUGA